AAGGCUGAUAAUAGUAUGAUGAACUUAAUCAACAACAUGGUUGUGUCUUUCAGUUGGGUUUCUACUUUCACACUUAUUCUUUCCUUGGACUGUCUAAGCACAAAAGUUAAUGGAACUGGAUUGGACAGUGAAGAUGAACCAGAAGUCAAGUAUGCAGUUCUUGGAGCUGGAAUCGGUGCCAUCUUUGCUUUAUGUUUUCUUGCAGUAAAGCUCUAUAUGAUUAAAAAACAUAUGCUUGACAAUGAGCUUUCAGAUACUGGAACUGGCAAAUGACUUUAAGGAGUGAAAGAAGAAGUAGUCUGAAGUGACAAGAGGAUAUGUCUUGCAAGAAAGUGUGAAACCAUACUGGUUUGACAAAAAGAGCUUUGCUGAAAAUGUAGUUUCUUAUCUUAGCUUAAUGGAAAACUGAACCCAGUGCAGCAAUCCAUUUUUUCUAAAAAACCAAACUGACUUUUCUGAAAUGACUCAACUUUUAUUUACAUAUAUAAUUGAUAAUGUCCUUUUUAAAAUAUUUGUAAAUAUUCUUGUCACUAUGCUAUUUAGCAGUUUUGGCUGUUAAACCUCUUGUGUUUUAAAUACAUUACAUUAGCUUUUGUGCAAAUAAACUGUUAAGUUUCAAAAAUGUAAGACAUGGUACAUAUUAAAAGCAAGCCAGUGAAGCAUGGUAUAUACACCACAGUUAUCUUUGAGAUAAUCAGAGACUAACUAUGUAUGUACAUUUCCUGUCUCAGACACCUACUGAAAAGGUCUUAGUGACAAGAAAACAGUUCUGAAUAUUACAUGUUGGAGGACCUGUUUUUGAUAAGAUCUGUGUUCAAUACAGGGGACACCAGUUUACCUCCAUGAAAGAUAGUUAUACUUCUCGACAGGCCAAAAAAGCCUAGUCCUUAAAGGUUUCUGUUUGUUUGUUUGUUUUUAUAUUGUAGCAUUCUGCCUAUUGAUUAUCACAAUGGUAAGCUGUUAUUUGUUACAUUUGUAUGCCCACUUUUAUAUGAAGAAAAAAACAAAGAAGAAAAAAUAAAUCGAGUCAUUGUUUUAUCAGUUAACUAUAAUUGCCAAUUGGUAGUCUGCUAUAGCACAUCCCCCUGAUGCUUGCUCAAUGGGUUAAUGUAUUAUAAAGAUUAUAUACAAUAUCUAUAGCUCAAACAGAAUGGGGUUUGCAUUGUUUUUUGUUUUUGUUUUAGAUGCUCUAAGAAGACCUGAACAAUUUGGACAAUAUUACAAUAUAGCAAUAUGAUUUUCAACCAUGUCUUAAAAAUAAAUUAACUCAUAUUGUAGUCUGAUGCUCAUAAAAUAAUUAGCACAUGAUGUCUUCUGUGCAUCAGAAAGCAA
Messenger RNA from Acipenser ruthenus (sterlet), 1332 nucleotides. RefSeq names its product transmembrane protein 273-like. The record is from RefSeq and is a predicted model, not a curated record. The transcript is spliced from 5 exons. Lineage: Eukaryota; Metazoa; Chordata; Actinopteri; Acipenseriformes; Acipenseridae. Bases 16 to 273 code for a protein of 85 amino acids.